AUGGCAACCCAAGAUGCCCGCAGAGGCAAUGGCGAAAGCCUUGAUAGCCAUGAGCCCUUACUCAUAGCUCCUUCGUUUCUAGACUCGCGGCGGCAACUUUCACGAUCGCCUCGCCCUUACUCUCGGCGCGGAUCCAGCCUCAUCACGCCGAUGGACAAUGUUGAAUCUGGUAACUAUACUACCUCACGGGGGAAAUCGUCUAUAACAUCUAGCGAAAGCGGGACGGAGGCAGACGAUGAGAGCACAGGCUUUCUGAAAGGCCUACCGGCGCCUCAAAUACGACCAAGACAAACCCUGAGUCUAGGAAAGUGGAAUGCCCAGGGGAAGCGUGAAGGGUUGACGGGAGAGAAGUUAUGGUCCGCCUUCCGGAGGUCGAGGUUAGUGUCUUCGAGGAGAGAUUCAAGCGAAGAUGCGUGUAGAGAUGAGAUAGAUGUCCGGGAAGAGGUGGCCAGGCGGAAUCGGAGUGAAGUUCUACGGAGAUUGUUUGAGACAGGGUUGGUACUUGUUGUAGGCGUGGUGGUAUAUUUUGGGAAGGAUGUAAGAUAUUCUGCUAGAGCUUGGAAUGGAGAGCUUUCUACAUUUUCGAUUACAAUUCUUGUACUUUAUUUGAUAUAUCCCUUUCAAAUCACCACGUAUGGUUUCCGACGGCGCCGCUGGAAAGCUAUUGUGGCCUUCCCAUUCUCGACCAACCUCGAUCCUGCUCCUCUAAUAUACCCUGUUCUCCUCCCUGUGCUGAUUGCGUUAUCCCUGAUACACAACCACCAGGUGUCAAUAUUACCAAAUAUAAUACUUGGCCUCUCCUCGAUACCUUCUCCUGUUAUACCUUUCUACACUAUACGGCAUGGCUUUGUUAUAACACACUGGGCUAUCACAAUUCUGCCGGUUAUCACCUCGAAUAUCCGUUCACGAAGCUCAGAACCCUUCCAGGGACUUAACCCGGAGCUCCUGCUCCUUAUUUUCCCCUUACACCAAGCGCUUGUAACAACUUUGCAUUUCUUUUCCACAACCAGCCUAUUGCAUACCGAAUUGCAACUCCUUGCUACUGGGCUCCUUAACGUCCUGUUCUUCGCUAAUUCAUCCCAAGGGGAAAUUCUGAAGGCGCUACUGUGGCUUGGCGGGAUCUGUAUGCUCUUUCUAUGUCAACAUGUCCUUCGUUGGGAGGUCAUUUUGGCUAGAAUACCGUCUUGGAAAUUUCGUCGGUCACCUAGGAGGGAUGACCGGCGGGGGGGUUAUCUUAAGAUGCUUGAUCAUAACAUCUGCUACAGCCUUAGCCAUGUUGGUCAUGACGGUGAGGCGUUGUCUGAUAGUGACGUCCCUGUCAGUGGGUUUGCAAUGAUCAGGGGCGGCAAGGACAACCAAGGCCACAACAUCUUUAUGAAACAUAAUGUCUCUAAGAUAUCCGAUGAUCGAGCCGCGACUCCUCGCGUUGACCCUGCUCUAUUGGACAACAUGCAAUCAAAUUAUGAGAUUCUACCGCAAGAAUUCCCUGCGAAUGCCCAAUCGAAAAGUGCCCACAGCCACCGUCGUCAACCAUCGGUUUUUGCCAAUGGCGAUGUAGAUGGGAAUGUUAAAACUACACCUGGUGGCCGACGUAGACGAUUAAUGACGCCGAACCUCCAAUCAUUCCUUUCUCUUACAGCUGCUCAGGCUCAAGUGCGGAAGUGGGCAUAUGCACUAUAUACCUAUGCCGCGACAUUAUUUAUUAUCCUGGUGCCAGUGAGAAAAUAUGUUGGGCAGAAUGCGCUGCAUGGAAAUGAGCCUUUCGGGUGGGCAAUUGGAUAUCUGUUUGGCAAUAUCCCAUCCGUCAGGUUUCAGAUUGUGAAAAAUAACCUGGAGAAUUGGGUGCGAAUACCUCCUUUACUCGAUACAGAAAUGGACAACAAAUCAUGCCAUCUGGGAUGGGUGGAUCAUCUCCGGCGAGAUACUCUCGGAGAGGCUAAUACCCGCCUCCUGAUCGCCUGCUAUUGUGCUCUCGUCAUCAUGGUGGGAUUGGGGUUGGUGAUUCGUCUCAGCGGUGCCGUUGAAGUAGACACUCGGCGCAAAGUUUUCCAUGGAAUGAUGGUCCUGAUGUUUCUGCCAACCACCUUCAUUGACCCGACAUUUACGGCACUCGCUCUGGCUCUCAUUCUGGCCAUUUUCCUCUUGUUAGAUCUAUUUCGAGCCUCGCAGCUACCACCCAUCUCGAAGCCGCUCACAUACUUCCUUGCUCCCUAUGUUGAUGGCCGCGACCAUCGCGGCCCCAUCAUCGUUUCCCACAUCUUCCUCCUCAUUGGUUGUGCCAUCCCACUCUGGCUUUCUCUUGCUGGGAUCCCUCGCACUGGUAGCCCGCCCUGGAAGGGAUGGGACGUGGAGACACGCGAUCUCAGCAUGGUCAGCGGAGUUAUAUGUGUUGGUAUGGGUGAUGCUGCAGCGUCUCUGGUGGGGCGACGGUAUGGCCGACAUAAGUGGUUUUGGGGUGGCGGAAAGAGUGUUGAAGGUAGUAUGGCCUUUGCAGUCGUCGUUUUUGUGGGGAUACUAACGGCACGCCUUUGGUUCAUUGUUGGGGGGUGGGAUCGUUCUGUUUCCGUUCCGAUAUCUCGGGCGAUAUCCCCAUCCUGGCCAACGAUGGCGACAUCGAAGGGUUGGGCUGUCGUCGUCAGUAAAUCUAUUCUUGCAGCGCUAGUGUCCAGCUCCAUGGAGGCAGUGUUAUCGGGCGGGAAUGAUAAUGUUGUGGUGCCGUUAGUUUUGUGGUUGCUUGUUCGAGGAUUGGUGGGAAGUGUGGUUAUUACGCAGCUUCGAACUUGUUCGAAUCAGGAUUGCAAGAUUAACCAGCUGGAUUAUCAGAUUCUUCGCAUGAGGCCUCCUAGUUCCCUAAAACAGGAACAUUCUACGAAACCAUCAUCGACGAAUGCUCGCGGUGUCCGAAAUCUCAUACCAACUACUUUAUUUGGAAUGGAGCCCGCUACCCAUCUUUCAUAUCUAGAGAAAAUUGCGGAAAGCAGUUUCAUCCAAUCUCCAUGCCUUUUGUUUAGGAUGGAGCCAAGAGAACCUGGAAAUAGGACGGCGAUUGACUGCUGCAUGCGACUAGAAAUGAAGCGGGUGGACGGAAAAGCUUUAAACGAGAACCAACUUGGAGCUGUUUGGGUGUUUAAAUAUCCCCUUGACAUCGCAUCGCAUAGCAUCGCGUCCAUGAUUGGACAACUCCUUCCCGUCCAAUUUGGGGGAGCCAAGUCAUUUACGAAACGAGGACCGGCUGUGUUCAACCCAAAGGAAGGCACGAUAGGCGCAGAGAGAGAAAAUCAGACAGUUGAACUUGGAAGUUCAACCACAAUCGACAGGGUCAAUAAGGACAGUGCCCCAAGUACGCAUAUAUCUAGAAUAUCCGGAACAAACAAACUCACAUGCCACUAUGGAUUGCCGGGUGUUCAGACGUUAAGGUUAUUUUUGAGGGUUGAGGAGCUGUUUUUGAUACAGUGA
Histoplasma capsulatum G186AR is the source of this 3456-nucleotide messenger RNA. Its product is annotated as membrane protein SEC59. Bases 1 to 3456 code for a protein of 1151 amino acids. Gene Ontology annotation, biological process: dolichyl monophosphate biosynthetic process. Lineage: Eukaryota; Fungi; Ascomycota; Eurotiomycetes; Onygenales; Ajellomycetaceae. The transcript has 5 exons. Gene Ontology annotation, cellular component: endoplasmic reticulum membrane. The record is from RefSeq and is a predicted model, not a curated record. Gene Ontology annotation, molecular function: dolichol kinase activity.